GACAUUGGGGACACCAGGGGGGUCUCGGGACUCACCUGCUUGUGGUGCUGCCCCUCCUCUCCCACCCAGGUGUCCCUGAGCAAUGGCCCAGAGGUGAGCCCAGAGCUGUCCCUGAGGUGGCCCUGAGAAGAAGUGGAAGGCAGAGGUGGUGCUGAGGCAGGAGAGCCCCGUGCUGGGGAAGAGGCUGAGCUGGGAGUGCCCAGCAGCGAGAAGGUGCUGUGUCCAUGCCCUGUGUGCCAGCAGGAUUUGUCCUUCCCAAAGCUUGGGCAGAUGGAGGAGAAGGCUGCGAAGAAGACGAAAAAGCCACGGGCCCCUCAGGCAGGCCCCGAGCUGAGGACGGAGAGCACGGAGGACAAAUCCCCCCGGCAGAGCCUGGUGGGAGAGGCCGUUUUGAAGGGCUCCCCGGCGCAGGAAGGCAGCGGGGAGGAAAAGGCCCGGAGAUGUCCCCGGAGGAGGGGCUGCAAAGCCAGCCCAGGGAGCUCUGAGGAGGAAAGACCCGUCCUGUGCCGGGAAGGCGACCGGAGCCUGAGCCGGAGCUCGGAGCUGGUGGUCCCUGAGCAGCCUCCCAGCCGGGAGAAGCCCUUCAGGUGCUUGGAAUGUGGGAAGAGUUUCAGGGAGAGCUCCCACCUCCUCAGGCACCAGCACAUCCACACUGGGGAACGGCCCUACACGUGUAGGGAAUGUGGGAAGAGCUUUAGGGACAGCUCCGAUUUGAUCCAACACCAGCGCAUCCACACUGGGGAACGGCCCUACAUGUGUAGGGAAUGUGGGAAGAGCUUCAGGACCAGCUCCAACCUCUGCAGCCACCAGAUCAGCCACACUGGGGAACGGCCCUACAAAUGCUUGGAAUGUGGGAAGAGGUUUCAGCGCAGCUCAACUCUCCUCGUGCAUGAGCGGACACACACAGGGGAGAGGCCCUUCCGCUGCACCGACUGCGGGAAGGGCUUCAACCUGAACUCCACCCUCAUCAGGCACCAGCGCAUCCACACCGGGGAGAGGCCCUUCAAGUGUGGGGAGUGUGGGAAGAGCUUCACCCAGAGCUCCCACUUGACCAGACACCAACGGACCCACCAGUAAGGGAAGCCCCUACGAGUGCCCCGACUGCGGGAAGAGCUUCGGCCGCUGCUCCCACCCCGAAUGAGCCCCCUGAUGGGAAGGCAACCCCUGGAGUCCAGUGACUGUCAAUCCAUCCCUUUCCACCAGAAAGGGCCAGUCCCCUUUGCCAGGGGCAGGUUGUGCCAACAGAUCCCUUCUUGGGGGGUGUGUGGAGAUUCCUGCCUUGGCUGGGACCCCCCAAGGUCAGUGCUGGAGGUUGAGAGCAGAGAUCUCCCCAUGAGCGUUGGUCUGGGGGAGUUCCAUCCAUCUCUAAUUCAUAAUUCUUGCUUUGGUGCCAGCUGGAGUAGAAUUGCUUCAACAAUUGCUUUAGGGUAGAGCACUGUCCUAUCUUAUGCUGUAUUAGUGGUAGUUUUAGUGUUUCUAUUGUGCAGUAAAUAAUUCUGAUGAAGAUCUUUUGUCUGAUCAUUUGUAACCCUAAAGAAUUCAUUUCUAUCAAUAGAUCUGAUUUGCCAUGAUUAAAACCUGGGGGACAA
Myiozetetes cayanensis is the source of this 1589-nucleotide messenger RNA. Its product is annotated as zinc finger protein 239-like. Gene Ontology annotation, biological process: regulation of transcription by RNA polymerase II. Gene Ontology annotation, molecular function: DNA-binding transcription factor activity; RNA polymerase II cis-regulatory region sequence-specific DNA binding. The transcript has 3 exons. The record is from RefSeq and is a predicted model, not a curated record. The coding region runs from base 271 to 1077 and encodes 268 amino acids. NCBI's taxonomy places the organism in Eukaryota, Metazoa, Chordata, Aves, Passeriformes, Tyrannidae.